Molecule: messenger RNA, 1807 nt
Organism: Pipra filicauda (Wire-tailed manakin)
Lineage: Eukaryota; Metazoa; Chordata; Aves; Passeriformes; Pipridae
Product: butyrophilin subfamily 3 member A2-like
Exons: 14
Coding region: 236-1753 (505 amino acids)
Molecular function (GO): protein binding
Source: RefSeq, a predicted model, not a curated record
CCGCGCCGCUCCCUCCGCCACGAAAAAGAGACCCCGCGGUUUUUCCCCCCGGGAGAGGAGGGGGGAAAACAGGGGUCCAACCCUUUUGGAAAAUGCAAAUCAGGACUUUCAGGGGCCAUAAAAAUAUAAAAUCUGGGGACAAAGUUCUUCCCAACCCGACUCCAGAGGAACCUUCUGGUCCUUCCUGCUCCGGUGUGCAGGGGCCGAAGGAAUUCCGGGAGAUUCCGGGACAUCGAUGGAUUCCCGGGUCUGGUGGUUGACGUUGCUCCCAGUCCUGACAUUCCAACACGGAUCCCACCUGGCCACAGGUCGGGCUGGGAGCUCUCCCGGCGUUCCCGUCGUGGGGAUCCUCGGGGAGCGGGUUGUCCUGCCCUGCCGGGUGAGCCAGGAGCCCCUUCCCGAGCUUUUCUCCGUCCGCUGGGAAUUCCACGACGGUUCCCGAAGGAUCCCCGUGGGCAGUUUCGACGGGAAGAGCCGAGAGGAGGAGUGGGACGGGAGGUUCCGGGGCCGGGUGGGGUUUUUCCCCAGGGAAUUCUGGGCCGGGAAUGUGUCCCUGGGCUUGAGGAACGUCGGGAUCUCCGACCAAGGGUCCUACACCUGCCACGUGUCGGUCCAGGACGUGUCCCGGGAGGUGUCGGUGGAGCUGGAAGUGGCAGCCGUCGGCGACGUUCCCACCAUUGUCGUGAGGUCCCGGAGAAGGGGCCUGGGCCUCUCCUGCCGAGCCUCCGGCUGGUUCCCGGAUCCCCAAAUUCUUUGGCUGGACGGCCAAGGGCAGGCGCGGGAGGGAUUUCCCAGCCCCAGGACGACGCCGGAGCCGUCGGGGCUGUUCCGCGUCGACGCUUCCGUGACCCUCCCGCCCGGCUCCGACCUGGAGGUCUCCUGCAGGAUCGUCAACCCCCGGCUCAACGUCAGCAGGGAGUCCCGGAUCCGCAUCGCGGAUAUUUUCCUCCCUUCCAUCUCCUCCUGGCUGAGUGGUUUCCUGGUGCUUUUGGGCCUCAGCCUCCUCCUGGUUUCCACUCUGUUUUGCCUCCUGAGGAGGAGCCACAGGAAAAAUGCCAGUGCAGUGAAAGUGAAGCUGGAAAGGGAAGAAGAAAAAAAGAAGGUGAAGUCGCUGUUGGAAUUCCCAAUUAUUCCCUCAAUUCCACAUCUGGAAUCUCCAGACGGAGAGAAAGCCAAGAAACGAGCAGCCAAGAUCCACUUCAAGAAACGCUUGGGUCGACUGAAGGCAGAGUUGGAUUUCUGGGAAGCCAGGAGCCACUCAGUUCCCGUGGCCUGGGACGCCCUGGAGCGGAUCCUGGAGCUCCCGAGCGGGGAGGGCGACGCGGCCGCUCCCCCAUUCCCGGUGCGCGUGGGGCGGGAAGGCUUUGGAAGCGGGAAGCACUACUGGGAGCUGGAGCUGGGCCGGGAGCAGGACUGGGCGCUGGGAGUGCUGCGGGAAAAGGCGGGAGGCGAGGCCCGGCCCGUUCCCAGCCAGGAUUCCUGGGCUCUGCGCCGAUCCCAGGGAGAGCUUUUCCCCAGCGCCGGAGCCCGCGGGCUCGGGAAGCUCCGCUGGAGCGGCUCCGUCCUCGGCGUCUUCCUGGACCUGGACUGGGAGUGCCUGGAAUUCUACGACGUGGAGACCGCGGAGCUCCUGGAGAGGCUGGGUCUGAGCACCACGGGCAAUUCCCAGGGAAUGUUCUUCCCGUUUGUGUCCCAGGGGGAAGGGGUCAGGAUCCGCCCGGUGCCGAUCCCGGUCCCACUAAAGGGACUUUGAGCAGGGCUUGGGGAAAGGGGGGAGAAAAUGAUGGAAAUGGGAAUGGGAAGGAAC